Bursaphelenchus xylophilus (pine wood nematode) is the source of this 2503-nucleotide messenger RNA. Lineage: Eukaryota; Metazoa; Nematoda; Chromadorea; Rhabditida; Aphelenchoididae. The record is from the annotation of a GenBank genome assembly.
AUGAAAACCGCCGAAGUCCAACGGAAACUGUCCUUGGAGGAUCAAAAGUAAGUAAUUUAACACUAAAAAGUGAGUAAUUUGACGUUGAAAUAAAUGGCCUCGACGGAAUUUCUCGAAAAUAGACCGUUUAUACUAUUAUCUUAUGUGACAUAAUAACAAGUAAUGACACUAUUAAAGUAGUUGAACACGAUUUAUUAAUUCGAGAACUGUUUUUUAAAGCAAGAAUUGUUCCAGAAGACUCUUUCAACGCCCAGUUCCCCCUUUGCCCCCAGGAUGUCGAGAUCCUCGGCCGAAAUUCAAAGAGCCAGUGGCCAAUCAAGAGUUCGAUCAGCCCCAAUUAUGGCCUCAAGUGAUGCCCACCUUUAUGAGGGACUUCCUUAUGUCCAAGAAACCCCUUGAAGCAGAUGCUUAUGUUGCCUGCAAGAACGGAUAUGUCUGGGCUGUCGCUUUAUCCGAUAUCGCAAAAGUGGAGAAACUGUUUGUAAGCAUUUUCUGGGUUGUGAAUAGUUAAUCUUUCAGUUCCUCAACAACAAGUGGAAGACGAAACUACAGGCCUAUUUCUGGACCCUUCUACUCCAUGUGCAAUUUUGCCGUAAGUGUAUUUACAAAAACAGAAAACCUUAUUUUCAGAAGACCUAGAUAGAAGUCAUGGAUUCCGUUAUCGACUGAACCGAGCUACUAAAGCGCUGAUUCAGGUGAAGAUUGACGCUUUCGAAUGUCGUAAGUACAAAACACAUACAAGUACUCGCUUUUGAAGGGUAUCGUAAUUCGUUAUUUUUAAUUAUAGCCUUGGAGAAACUCCUGAUAUUUGGAGAUGACUACUUCCAAUUAAUAUAUAAAUACAGCGAAAUGAAUGGCCUUAGGCAGAUGAGACUCAUCAAACGAAAUGUUAACAGCAUAAGAAUCGGUCAGUUGGGCCAAUCUUUGGACUCGCUCGUCAAACAAUGGCCCUCUAACUACGAGGUCUUGUACUCAAGUAAGCCAUCAAAUUUGCAAAAAACAAGUUUCUUUGUCAUUCUCACAUACUCUAAUACUCAAAGAUGGUCACCACAGUAAAUAAUAUCCCAUUAAGCCCUUAUGACGUAUUUCAGAGAUCCAGGACAUUACCCUGGGGCUAUGUUUCAUGAAACAAGAGGCGCAACCUCUUCUCAACUGGAUUAUUCAACGGAAUAUCCCCACAAUUCGAAGGCUAAACAUCCCGUUGAGGGAUCCGAGGUGGGAAAUCUUCAAAAAACUUGAUUUGGAAUGGUGUCGAGGAGUAAUCGACAGGAGAUCGGACAAGAACUGCACCAAGAUACUCAAACUGUGCACCGAAACGCUAUGCUUGGAGUUCUACGGGGAAUUUAAGCUGAGUAUAUUUGAAGAAUUCCUAAAGUAAGAAAACUGUAUCAAAGAUACAACAUUUAUAGUUACAAAAGAUCAUUCCACAGCAGAAUUCGGGUAAUCGAAUUCGUUUGGCAUGGAUUUGGAAGCGAUUAUAUGAGAUUGCUGGAACGAUUGACCCGCUUGGUACUGCUGGUCAAGAAACAUGGACCAAAUAUUCGUGUUCUGACAUUCCGAGAAGGGCGGUCAAUUAACAUCGACCCCGGGGACAAGCAGUCCAACAAUGUAUGGAGUCGCGUUUUCCAUUUCCGAAGGAAAAUUAGAGAACAAUUGGCCGAGAACUGGGACCAAAAGAUCGGAAAUCUCAGCUUUCGCGUGGUAUUUAAACUGAGCUUCCACAGUUUUCAGAAGGUGAGUCGGAUCUUAAAUUACUUUAGACAUAUUCCUUUUAGUCUUGGCUAGGAUGCGCAGAAUUCGAAAUCCAGCAAAACAGAAUGUCCUUCCACUUUAACAACAACAACGGUGGCCGGAGAGAAUGCAUCGAUCAACACCGCAAUUUCUUUAAUCUACCGGAUCAGCAAUUCAAAAACAGAGUUCUUAGGGAAAUCUCGGUUAGACUGCCAAACAAACAAUACUAUUUUGUUGGUCCAACAAAGGGAAAGAAGUAUCACUUAUACGAGUCUCCGACGAAAAAGGAGAAUCUGUACUUCCUUCAUUUGGACUUGGAAGAAUUCAACAGAAAGUACAAGGCCAAGGUGAGAAUUUAAAAUAGUAAAGACUUCUUAUCCUACUUUGUUCUAAUUUCUCGUUUCAGGAUACCGCUCGCAUAUAUUCCCUGGAAGACCGAACCCUAAUCCGACCAUCUGAUAUUGACUAUCGCAAAGAGUUAGAACGUCUGAAGAACCGUCUUGAAGUUAUCAGCUAUCGCCGAGCAUCUCGCCGAGAUGCCCAUACCUUCAGAAACGCUCAAAUACCUCGCCGCAUCUACACAAACCAUAAUAUUAUUCGUAAAUUCAGGGUCUGGCAGAGCCCGAGUCUGCCCGCGGAUCUCAAGAAGCCCAUUUCAGAUCAAUCUCAGCCCUCGUCCUUCAGUUUCAAGUGUUUUAAAAAACCGAAACAAAAAAGAAUUCCGCAUAAGAAAAUCUCACUGCCAUUGGAGAAAACACAUGUGAUUAUGUAG